AUGCUAAGUAUACCUACUGCAGAUGCACAAAUUCGGGCAUACAUACCAGGCAGUGCGACAGAGACAGGACCAAAAAGCACUACCCAAAGGCAAGAGGGCCUGGGACAACCAGGAAUAACCGGUCAGUCUGUCUUUGCGCCAUCAUUGAGUGCGACUUCGACAUCGGACGUGGAAGUAGCAGGCACAUACACAUCGUCAGAAAUAGCGAAUGCAGGCAUAUCCACAGAAGCGGCAGCGACUUCCAUAACAUCGACUGUUGAUCAGACUUUGACUUCAACAUCAGCGUUAGCGUCAGCAACCUCGACCUCGGAGUCCGCAAAUGCCGAGUCCGACGGAUUGGCCAGUACGUCCAAAUCGACCCAAAACAGACUGGCCAUUGCAUUACCUAUCGCAAUCAUCGGUCUCCUGGCCGUCGCCGGUGUGCUGUUUUUCUACAUGCGCCGAAGACGGCAGCGUAAUGCACAGCCUGCGUACGGUGUCCCCGUCAGCCAGAGCAAGGGCAUGCCCGCCUCCAAGCUCAUGGUCGUUCCCGCCAUCGUAACUACCGGGUCCACGCCUCGGUUCUCUGCACUCGGUGUACCAACCAACCUUACUCGUGAUUCGAGCUCCGGCUCUUCGACAGUUCGAUCGCCAGACGAGGCGAAUAUGGAGCUGGGUAUCGCGGUCUCUAUUUCUAGAGAUCCACGGAUGAGUGCGACGGAGCAGAAUUUGUAUGACAUGACUCAAGCCUCUUCCAAUGAGAUUGUCAGGUCUCACCUGCACUCGCCAUCCCGUAACCAACAUGACGACGAGGCUGUGUCUGUGAUUUCGGGAUUGGAUGAGCGUCGGGCCCAUGAGGAGGAUUUCGACGACAUGUCUUCAGUGUCAUCCUUCAAUGAUGAUAGCACUCACGAUGGUCUUCAUCGAUAUUCGUUCAGGUGA
Penicillium maclennaniae is the source of this 921-nucleotide messenger RNA. RefSeq lists its product as uncharacterized. Lineage: Eukaryota; Fungi; Ascomycota; Eurotiomycetes; Eurotiales; Aspergillaceae. Bases 1 to 921 code for a protein of 306 amino acids. The transcript has a single exon. The record is from RefSeq and is a predicted model, not a curated record.